Molecule: messenger RNA, 396 nt
Organism: Lathyrus sativus (Indian pea)
Lineage: Eukaryota; Viridiplantae; Streptophyta; Magnoliopsida; Fabales; Fabaceae
Source: the annotation of a GenBank genome assembly
AUGAGGUCUUCUUCUUCUACUGCUGCUGAUUCGGGUACGAUCAAUAUCGCUGCGAGUGCUCAGAAGCUUGAUGUUGAUAAUCGAAUUGCUCUUCGGUUUUAUUAUCGGGUUGCUGAUAACAUACUUCGGCAGGCCGACAUCUUUCGCGCAGAGAAGAACAUCAUUGACCUAUAUGUCCUGCUUUCGAGAUUUUCUAGUUUGGCAUCUGAGACAAUACCGCGUCACCGAGAGUAUAGAUCAUCUCCACAAACCAAGAAACAGUCAUUGAAAAAGAGAUUGAAUGAACUAGAGAAGCUGGAACCAAUAGCCACCAGGACAGUUAACCAGCUCUACUUCCUCAGUCCCCAAUUAAGGCCGCUUACGGCGAAGUUUCUAAGAGCUGGAAACACGAGCUGA